AGCCUGGGCCUCGCCACCGCCUCCGCGGCAGCCCCGGUCGGCGCAAGUGCGGCGCGCGCUGGGGGAGGGGGUGCGGCGGAGCGCGAGGCUGGCGUCGGGCCGCCGCGGGAUUAAGUUUCUCAGUCACGCGUGUCUGUGCGCUUUGAUCCCGAAGCUCCUCGCCGGGCCGUUACUUCGGAAGACAGCGAGCGUGGGCGAAGUGAGGCAUCCAGAGGCCCCGGCGACCCCUGCUCCCUAGCCCUCCGCCCCCUCGCGUCCCGGCCCUGGGCGGCCGCCGCGAGCCGGAGUUCCAUUUUAAUUGCUGUUAAUAUUUUAGAGAAGAACACUGAACUUUGAAAAAAAUGUUGGAAGCCAUUGACAAAAAUCGGGCCCUGCAGGCAGCAGAGCGCUUACAAACCAAGCUGCGAGAACGUGGGGAUGUAGCAAAUGAAGACAAACUGAGCCUUCUGAAGUCAGUCCUGCAGAGCCCUCUCUUCGGUCAGAUUCUGAGCCUUCAGACUUCUGUACAGCAGCUGAAAGACCAGGUAAAUAUUGCAACUUCAGCAACUUCAAAUAUUGAAUAUGCCCACAUUCCUCAUCUCAGCCCAGCUGUGAUUCCUACUCUGCAAAAUGAAUCGUUUUUAUUAUCCCCAAACAAUGGGAAUCUGGAAGCACUUACAGGAUCUGGUAUUCCACACAUUAAUGGGAAACCUGCUUGUGAUGAAUUUGAUCAGCUGAUCAAAAAUAUGGCCCAGGGUCGCCAUGUAGAAGUUUUUGAGCUCCUCAAACCUCCAUCUGGAGGCCUUGGGUUUAGUGUUGUGGGACUAAGAAGUGAAAACAGAGGAGAGCUGGGAAUAUUUGUGCAAGAGAUACAAGAGGGUAGUGUGGCUCAUAGAGAUGGAAGAUUGAAAGAAACUGAUCAAAUUCUUGCUAUCAAUGGACAGGCUCUUGAUCAGACAAUUACACAUCAGCAAGCUGUCAGCAUCCUGCAGAAAGCCAAGGAUACUGUCCAGCUCGUUAUCGCCAGAGGCUCGUUGCCUCAGCUCGUCAGCCCCAUAGUUUCCCGUUCUCCAUCUGCAGCCAGCACCAUUUCAGCUCACUCUAAUCCGGUUCACUGGCAACACGUGGAAACUAUUGAAUUGGUGAAUGAUGGAUCUGGUUUGGGAUUUGGCAUCAUAGGAGGAAAGGCAACUGGUGUGAUAGUAAAAACCAUUCUGCCUGGAGGAGUAGCUGAUCAGCAUGGGCGUUUAUGCAGUGGAGACCACAUUCUAAAAAUUGGUGACACAGAUCUAGCAGGAAUGAGCAGUGAGCAAGUAGCACAAGUCCUUAGGCAAUGUGGAAAUAGAGUUAAGUUGAUGAUUGCAAGAGGUGCCAUAGAAGAACAUACAGCACCCACUGCUUUGGGCAUCACCCUCUCCUCAUCCCCAACUUCAGUGCCAGAGUUGCGGGUUGAUGCUUCUACUCAGAAAGGUGAAGAAAGUGAGACAUUUGAUGUAGAACUCACUAAAAAUGUCCAAGGAUUAGGAAUUACCAUUGCUGGUUACAUUGGAGAUAAAAAAUUGGAACCUUCAGGAAUCUUUGUAAAGAGCAUUACAAAAAGCAGUGCUGUCGAGCAUGAUGGCAGAAUCCAAAUUGGAGACCAAAUUAUAGCAGUAGAUGGCACAAAUCUUCAGGGUUUUACUAAUCAACAAGCAGUAGAGGUAUUGCGACACACAGGACAAACGGUGCUCCUGACACUAAUGAGGAGAGGAAUGAAGCAGGAAGCUGAGCUCAUGUCAAGGGAAGACGUCACAAAAGAUGCAGAUUUGUCCCCUGUUAAUGCCAGCAUAAUCAAAGAAAAUUAUGAAAAAGAUGAGGAUUCUUUAUCUUCGAGGAGAAACACCAACAUAUUACCAAUUGAAGAAGAAGGUUAUCCAUUACUGUCAGCUGAGAUAGAAGAAACAGAAGAAGCACGAAAACAAGAAGCUGUCCUGCUGACAAAGUGGCAAAGGAUUAUGGGAAUUAACUAUGAAAUAGUGGUGGCCCACGUGAGCAAGUUUAGUGAGAACAGUGGAUUGGGGAUAAGCCUGGAAGCAACAGUGGGACAUCAUUUUAUCCGAUCCGUUCUGCCAGAGGGCCCUGUUGGACACAGCGGGAAGCUUUUCAGUGGAGACGAGCUAUUGGAAGUAAAUGGCAUAACUUUACUUGGGGAAAAUCACCAAGAUGUGGUGAAUAUCUUAAAAGAAUUGCCUAUAGAAGUGACAAUGGUGUGCUGUCGUCGAACUGUGCCACCCACCACCCAAUCAGAAUUGGAUAGCCUGGACUUAUGUGAUAUUGAGCUAACAGAAAAGCCUCAUGUAGAUCUAGGUGAGUUCAUCGGGUCAUCUGAGACAGAGGAUCCAGUCCUGGCGAUGACUGAUGUGGGUCAGAGUACAGAGGAGGUUCAAGCACCUUUGGCCAUGUGGGAGGCUGGCAUUCAGCACAUAGAGCUGGAGAAAGGGAGCAGAGGACUUGGUUUUAGCAUUUUAGAUUAUCAGGAUCCAAUUGAUCCAGCAAGCACUGUGAUUAUAAUUCGUUCUUUGGUGCCUGGCGGCAUUGCUGAAAAGGAUGGACGACUUCUUCCUGGUGACCGACUCAUGUUUGUAAAUGAUGUUAACUUGGAAAAUAGCAGUCUUGAGGAAGCUGUAGAAGCACUGAAGGGAGCACCGUCAGGAACUGUGAGAAUAGGAGUUGCUAAGCCUUUACCCCUUUCACCAGAAGAAGGUUAUGUUUCUGCUAAGGAGGAUUCCUUUCUCUACCCACCACACUCCUGUGAGGAAGAAGGGCUCCCUGACAAACCCCUCUUCAGGGCUGACUUGGCUCUGGUGGACACAAAUGAUGCUGACUUAGUAGAUGAAUCCACAUUCGAGUCUCAAUACUCUCCUGAUAAUGACAGCAUCUACUCUACCCAAACCUCUAUUUUAUCUCUUCAUGGCAGUUCUUGUGGUGAUGGCCUGAACUAUGGUUCUUCCCUUCCAUCGUCUCCUCCUAAGGAUGUUAUUGAAAAUUCUCGUGAUCCACUACUUGAUCUGCAUAUGUCUUUGGAGGACCUAUAUACCCAGAAUCUCCUGCAAAGACAGGAUGAGAAUACACCUUUGGUAGACAUAAGUAUGGGGUCUGCUUCUGGCUUUACUAUAAAUGACUACACACCUGCAAAUGCUGUUGAACAGCAAUAUGAAUGUGAAAACACAAUAGUGUGGACUGAAUCUCAUUUACCAAGUGAAGUUAUAUCAAGUGCAGAACUUCCUUCUGUGCUACCCAAUUCAGCUGGAAAGGGCUCUGAGUACCUGGUUGAACAGAGCUCCCUGGCCUCUAAUGCUGAGUGUGUCAUGCUUCAAAAUGUAUCUAAAGAAUCUUUUGAAAGGACUAUUAAUAUAGCAAAAGGCAAUUCUAGCCUAGGAAUGACAGUUAGUGCUAAUAAAGAUGGCUUGGGGAUGAUUGUUCGAAGCAUUAUUCAUGGAGGUGCCAUUAGUCGAGAUGGCCGGAUUGCCGUUGGAGACUGCAUCUUGUCCAUUAAUGAAGAGUCUACCAUCAGUGUAACCAAUGCCCAGGCACGAGCUAUGUUGCGAAGACAUUCUCUCAUUGGCCCUGACAUAAAAAUUACUUAUGUGCCUGCAGAACAUUUGGAAGAGUUCAAAAUAAGCUUGGGACAACAAUCUGGAAAAAUAAUGACAUUGGAUAUUUUUUCUUCAUACACUGGCAGAGACAUUCCAGAAUUACCAGAGCGAGAAGAGGGAGAGGGCGAAGAAAGUGAACUUCAAAACACAGCAUAUAGCAAUUGGAAUCAGCCCAGGCGGGUGGAACUCUGGAGAGAACCAAGCAAAUCCUUAGGCAUCAGCAUUGUUGGUGGACGAGGGAUGGGGAGUCGUCUAAGCAACGGAGAAGUGAUGAGGGGCAUUUUCAUCAAACAUGUUCUGGAAGAUAGUCCAGCUGGCAAAAAUGGAACCUUGAAACCUGGAGAUAGAAUUGUAGAGGUGGAUGGAAUGGACCUCAGAGAUGCAAGCCAUGAACAAGCUGUGGAAGCCAUUCGGAAAGCAGGCAACCCUGUAGUCUUUAUGGUACAGAGCAUUAUAAACAGACCAAGGAAAUCCCCUUUGCCUUCCUUGCCGCACAACCUUUACCCUAAGUACAACUUCAGCAGCACUAACCCAUUUGCUGACCCUCUACAAAUCAACGCCGACAAGGCACCCAGUCAGUCAGAGUCAGAGCCAGAGAAGGCUCCAUUGUGCAGUGUGCCCCCACCCCCUCCUUCAGCCUUUGCAGAAAUGGGUAGUGAUCACACACAGUCAUCUGCAAGCAAAAUCUCACAAGAUGUGGACAAAGAGGAUGAGUUUGGUUACAGCUGGAAAAAUAUCAGAGAGCGUUAUGGAACCCUAACAGGUGAGCUGCAUAUGAUUGAACUGGAGAAAGGUCAUAGUGGUUUGGGCCUAAGUCUUGCUGGGAACAAAGACCGAUCCAGGAUGAGUGUCUUCAUAGUGGGGAUUGAUCCAAAUGGAGCUGCAGGAAAAGAUGGUCGAUUACAAAUUGCAGAUGAGCUUCUAGAGAUCAAUGGUCAGAUUUUAUAUGGAAGAAGUCAUCAGAAUGCCUCAUCAAUCAUUAAAUGUGCCCCUUCUAAAGUGAAAAUAAUUUUUAUCAGAAAUAAAGAUGCAGUGAAUCAGAUGGCCGUAUGUCCUGGAAAUGCAGUAGAACCUUUGCCUUCUACCUCAGAAAAUCUUCAAAAUAAGGAGACAGAGCCAACUGUUACUACUUCUGAUGCAGCUGUGGACCUCAGUUCAUUUAAAAAUGUGCAACAUCUGGAGCUUCCCAAGGAUCAGGGCGGUUUGGGUAUUGCUAUCAGCGAAGAAGAUACACUCAAUGGAGUCAUCAUAAAGAGUUUAACAGAGCAUGGGGUAGCAGUCACGGAUGGACGACUCAAAGUUGGAGAUCAGAUAUUGGCUGUAGAUGAUGAAAUUGUUGUUGGUUACCCUGUUGAAAAGUUUAUUAGCCUUCUGAAGACAACAAAGACAACAGUAAAACUUACCAUCCAUGCUGAGAAUCCAGAUUCCCAGGCUGUUCCUUCAGCAGCUGGUGCAGCCAGUGGAGAAAAAAAGAACAGCUCCCAGUCUUUGAUGGUCCCACAGUCUGGCUCCCCGGAACCAGAGUCUAUCCGAAAUACAAGCAGAUCAUCAACACCGGCAAUUUUUGCUUCUGAUCCUGCGACCUGCCCCAUUAUCCCUGGCUGUGAAACAACCAUCGAGAUUUCCAAAGGGCGAACAGGGCUGGGCCUGAGCAUCGUUGGGGGUUCAGACACACUGCUGGGUGCCAUUAUUAUCCAUGAAGUUUAUGAAGAAGGAGCAGCAUGUAAAGAUGGAAGACUCUGGGCUGGAGAUCAGAUCUUAGAGGUGAAUGGAAUUGACUUGAGAAAGGCCACACAUGAUGAAGCAAUCAAUGUCCUGAGACAGACGCCACAGAGAGUGCGCCUGACACUCUACAGAGAUGAGGCCCCAUACAAAGAGGAGGAAGUGUGUGACACCCUCACUAUUGAGCUGCAGAAGAAGCCGGGAAAAGGCCUAGGAUUAAGUAUUGUUGGUAAAAGAAACGAUACUGGAGUAUUUGUGUCAGACAUUGUCAAAGGAGGAAUUGCAGAUGCCGAUGGAAGACUGAUGCAGGGAGACCAGAUAUUAAUGGUGAAUGGAGAAGAUGUUCGUAAUGCCACCCAGGAAGCGGUUGCCGCUUUGCUAAAGGUGAGUGAAGGCAGCCUGUCAUCUUUCACUUUUCCACUCUCUGGAUCCAGUACAUCUGAGUCACUGGAAAGUAGCUCAAAGAAGAAUGCAUUGGCAUCUGAAAUACAGGGAUUGAGAACAGUUGAAAUAAAAAAGGGCCCUACUGACUCACUGGGAAUCAGCAUCGCUGGAGGAGUGGGCAGCCCACUUGGUGAUGUGCCUAUAUUUAUUGCAAUGAUGCACCCAACUGGAGUUGCAGCACAGACCCAAAAACUCAGAGUUGGGGAUAGGAUUGUCACUAUCUGUGGCACAUCCACUGAGGGCAUGACUCACACCCAAGCAGUUAACCUACUGAAAAAUGCAUCUGGCUCCAUUGAAAUGCAGGUGGUUGCUGGAGGAGAUGUGAGUGUGGUCACAGGUCAUCAGCAGGAGCCUGCAAGUUCCAGUCUUUCUUUCACUGGGCUGACGUCAAGCAGUAUAUUUCAGGAUGAUUUAGGACCUCCUCAAUGUAAGUCUAUUACACUAGAGCGAGGACCAGAUGGCUUAGGCUUCAGUAUAGUUGGAGGAUAUGGCAGCCCUCAUGGAGACUUACCCAUUUAUGUUAAAACAGUGUUUGCAAAGGGAGCAGCCUCUGAAGAUGGACGUCUGAAAAGGGGCGAUCAGAUCAUUGCUGUCAAUGGGCAGAGUCUAGAAGGAGUCACCCAUGAAGAAGCUGUUGCCAUCCUUAAACGGACAAAAGGCACCGUCACUUUGAUGGUUCUGUCUUGAAUUGGCUGCCAGAAUUGAGCCAACCCAACCCCCAGCUCACCUCCUGCUGUGAGGAGAAUGGACUGGUCCUGACUUUUUUAUGCUGUGUUCAGCGGGUCUUCAAAACUAGGGGGGUAAUAACUCUUAAGUGUGUUUUUCUCAUAUAGAAAUGCUUUCCUUACUGAGAACCUCUCAUCAUUUUUCUUUUCUUCUUGCAUUUUGUGAACUUAAAGUCAAAGAGAAGGAAUAUUUGUGUAGGUGAAUCUGGUUUUUAUUUGUGAAGAUAUCUAAUGUUUUGUAGUCACAUGGGCAAGAAUUAUUACAUGCUAAUCUGGUUAGUAUAAAGAAAGAUAAUUCUAAAGCUAACCAAAAAAAAAAAUGGAUUCAGUAAAUUAGAAUGAAAAAUGAAAAUAUAAAAUAAAGAAGAAAGUCUUGGGGAGUUUUAAAAAAAUGCCUCAAUUUGGCAAUCUACCUCCUCUCCCCACCCCAAACUAAAAGAAGAAAAAAAAGUUUUCUAUUGAAAAUCUUUAAAAAUACUGUCAGUAUUUUAAAAUUUUCAACACAGUAUAAUAAAAACGUUGCGUCUCCCCACCUCUUACAUGCAUAUGUAUUUUUCCUGCUAAAAUUGGUUUCUAUAAUUGAGUAAAUAGCAAAUAUAUGAAGCAAUGUCCCUAAAUUUUAUAAAGGAAUUAUAUUUAAUGCACAUCUCAAUUUUCAUUUUUAUUUUUGACCUUUUAUAAAAUAUUUUCAUGUUGCUAUAAGUAAAUGAUGAUGCCACCCCAUGUUGACUAUGGUUUUUCUAGAAAGCAACUAUGCUGCUAAUCAUAGAGGAACAUAGAAGGGUCCCAAAAUCUUUAGUGCUGGUUUUAACAACUGAUGCAACAUUAAAAAUGUGUUAGUGUGCUGUGCAAUUGGUUUUCAAUUCGUAUUAAUCUUAAUGAUAGAAAACAAAGUGUUAGUAAUUAUUUUGGUUGUUUGCCAUUAGUAAAUUGAUAGAAAAAUUAAGGCGAUUAACAUAACUUCAUUUCAUUGCCUUAUAUUAACAUCUUAUAAUACAAUAGUUUAAGACUAAGGGAAACAGAUGGAGCUGUUUAUUGAGACAACUGGUGAGGAAUUAUCAUGUGUUCAUUCCCAUUUUAGAGCGUGAAACUCCUACAUUAGAAUAUAUAAAGUCACUUUAAAUAUUAUCUAUAUUUGUAACAGAAGUAGUGUACAGAUAUUUUAUUACAGCAUUUUUGUGUAAAUGCAGAAUUAAAGUGAAUAAAUAAGAAUUUUCAGUGGUGCACAAA
Piliocolobus tephrosceles (Ugandan red Colobus) is the source of this 7735-nucleotide messenger RNA. It is a transcript of the gene MPDZ, whose product is annotated as multiple PDZ domain crumbs cell polarity complex component. Gene Ontology annotation, molecular function: protein binding. The transcript is spliced from 46 exons. The record is from RefSeq and is a predicted model, not a curated record. Lineage: Eukaryota; Metazoa; Chordata; Mammalia; Primates; Cercopithecidae. The coding region runs from base 342 to 6467 and encodes 2041 amino acids.